Mugil cephalus (flathead mullet) is the source of this 4073-nucleotide messenger RNA. RefSeq names its product atlastin 3 (gene atl3). The record is from RefSeq and is a predicted model, not a curated record. The transcript is spliced from 14 exons. Gene Ontology annotation, molecular function: GTP binding; GTPase activity. Gene Ontology annotation, biological process: endoplasmic reticulum organization; protein homooligomerization. Lineage: Eukaryota; Metazoa; Chordata; Actinopteri; Mugiliformes; Mugilidae. The coding region runs from base 185 to 1720 and encodes 511 amino acids.
CAGUUCCCAUGAGGCGUUGCGCAGAGUGAAGGCGGAAGUGUGUAAAUUUCGUUGUUGGAAGAAAGUUCUCAUGGUUGUUUUCAUGCCAGUGUAGCAAAAAAGUUACGUUUCAGUUGUUUCUCGACUCGUGUGAGGUUUUGUUGAAGGCGUUUGAAGAAACCGAAGGGACCAGUAACUCUGAAGAAUGGGGAGUGAACCAGGCCCAGUUCAGAUCGUCACGGUGUGUAAGGAGAAUCACUCCUUUGAGUUGGAUACGGAGGCUUUGGCUCGGAUCCUGUUGGCUCCGGAGGUCCGAGACAAACAUGUCGUGGUGCUGUCGGUGGCUGGAGCAUUCAGAAAAGGGAAAAGCUUCCUGCUUGAUUUCAUGAUACGUUACAUGUACAGAAAGAAUAAUGAGAACUGGCUGGGUGAAGAUGAUGAGAUUCUCACUGGAUUUUCUUGGAGAGGAGGUUCAGAACCAGAGACGACAGGCAUCCAGAUGUGGAGUGAAGUUUUUCUUGUCAAAAAGAGCGACGAAACAGAGGUGGCCGUGGUGUUGAUGGACACUCAGGGAGCGUUUGAUGAUCAGUCCACCGUGAAGGACUGUGCCACCAUCUUUGCCCUCAGCACCAUGACCAGCUCAAUACAGAUCUACAACCUCUCGCAGAACAUUCAGGAGGACGAUCUCCAGCAGCUACAGCUGUUCACAGAGUACGGUCGUCUUGCCAUGGACGAGAUCUUUCAGAAGCCUUUUCAGUCUUUGAUGUUUCUAAUCAGGGACUGGAGCUUUCCCUACGAAUACACCUACGGGUUUAAAGGUGGCAAUGAGUUCCUGGAUAAACGGUUACAGGUUAAGGAGGCCCAACAUGAGGAGCUGCAGACGGUGAGGGAGCACAUCCAUUCAUGCUUCACCCAGAUUUCCUGCUUCUUGUUACCUCACCCUGGGUUGAAGGUUGCCACCAGCCCUGCUUUUCGGGGACAACUCCGUGAUGUGGCCCCAGAGUUCACAGAGCAGCUGCGGAAUCUGAUUCCCAAACUGUUGCACCCCGAUCGUCUGGCUGAGAAAGAAAUAAAUGGGAACAAAGUCACCUGCAGGGGCCUGCUUGAGUUCUUCAAGGCUUACAUCAAGAUUUAUCAGGGAGAAGACUUACCACAACCAAAGACAAUGCUCAUGGCUACAGCGGAGGCCAAUAACCUGGCAGCUGUGGCAACAGCCAAAGAUCAGUAUUACAAGAACAUGGAGAAGAUGUGCGGUGGAGACCUGCCCUACGUGUCUCCCGACUCUCUGGAGGAGAAGCAUCAGUUUUUCUUCCGGGAGUCUCUCCACGCCUUUUCAUCCACCAAGAAGAUGGGCGGACAAGAGUUUUGUGACCGUUACCAAACACAGCUGGAAAAGGAGCUGGAGGAGAUGUGGCAGGCUUUCAGCAAGCACAAUGAGUCAAAAAACCUCUUCAGUGCCUUCCGGACUCCAGCCGUGCUGUUCGUCCUGGUGUGUCUCCUCUACGUGCUGUCCGGUGUCUUGCUCUUCGUUGGCCUGUCGACCUUCGCCUUGGUGUGUGACUGCACUCUGGGCGUGGUCAUGAUGUCCAUGCUGACAUGGGCCUUCAUCCGCUACUCCGGUCGCUAUCGGACUGUGGGAGGAGCCAUCGACCAGGCGGCAGGUGUCGUCUUGGAGCAGGCCACUGUGGUGUUGAACAAGUCGAGAGGGACGAGCGCCGGGGACCAGAAGAAAUCCAGUUAGAAGACCUCUGAACCGUCUUUAUCUCGAUGCACACAGCACAAGCAUAAAGCACUAAAAGCCUUAUCACGCUACCCAUUGGAGCAAACUUGCAGAUCAACCACAUUGGCACAGGGUAACAAUAUUCACCAGCAACUCUAUUUAUGCACAUUAUUAUGACUCUAGGCUUAAAUGAAAGUGACCGAAUUCUCCGAGGCAGUUACUUAAACCAUCUCUGUCCCUCCUGUUGAUACUUAAAUUGACACUGCCAUCAAUGUACAAGUUUACAAUUGGUCUUAACAGACGAGUCAAUGUUUACUUUUAAAGAAACACAUUUAUUUUCUGUUUCUGCUGCAUCUUCUGUACACUGAUCAGAUGAGGGGGGAGUCUAAUUUCAGUGAUUACCUUUUAAAAAUGCUAGCUUUAAAGCCUCUCUACAUAUCUCUGUGCGGCUAUAUUUUUCUAUCUUAUUAGCCUUUAAACAUUCCAUUCAGUUCGUAGAUUUGCUUUAUAUUUGAUAUAAACUCGCAUUUCCAGGAGGGUGAACGUCACUACUUUGAGUGGAAGAAGACAAAUAAACGCACUUUGUACUUAUCUAUCGCUUUUAAAUGCUAAAACUCAUUUGUUUCAAGGGCUUUUCUGUUUAUUCCGACAUGGAAGUAUGUUACACUUUGUAGUUAUAACAGGAUGCAAGAAAAACUAUGUUAAUGGAACGUAUAUAGAAGCUUCAAGCUCCGAAGGAAAAUAGUUGAGGGAGUUGAACACUCAGUAUAAUCUACCAAAGAGUUUUGGCCAAAGAGCUUUAAAUACUGUAACAUUGUACUCCUAUCAGCCACAACAUGAAAACCACUGACACGUAUGCUGGGAAACCUUUGGUCCUGGCCUACCGAGGCGUAGACGUUGCAGACUACGUAACCCUACUCCAUAGCAGCGACAGUCGGUAGCAGCCGUCCUCCGUGGGAUAAUCCUGGCCCACACAAAUUCUGAGGAACAGCUCAAAAAACGUAGAAAAUCCAUAGAUCCUAAACUGGUGGAGUAUCUAGUUGUGGGUGCACUGGUACAAGCCUGUUCCACAGGACUCAAGGCUUCCACUAUCUAUGUCCUGGAGGCAGACUCAGAAGAUCUGUGUCCUGAUGAGCCCAAACUGAACGGACACCAACAAGGCAGAUGGUUUUAAUGUUGCGGCUGAUCGGUGUACAUUUACUCCUAUCACUUUAAAUAUCAGUGAAAAUAAGCUGACAUAGGUGAAACGAGACUUUUACUCCCUAAAAAAAAACAAUUAAAGAUCUCAGUCAUGGCAGUGAGACAUAAUGCUAUUACAUCCAUGCAUGGAACAAAUGACCAAACAGAUCAAAUACAGAAGAAACACCUGCACAGACUAUGAACAAACUUAGUUCAUCUUUGUCCUCAUGUCCUGGGCCCAUAGUGCUCAUAAGGUAACGCUGUUGGUUCACAUUUGAGUUCUGACUGCCGGUCAAACGGAUAUUUCUUUAAAAAGGUGAUCUUGACUAAACUGUGCGAGGAAAAUCUUAUAUUUGCAUAUUAUAAACUGUCUCUUUUUGAUAAUCAUCAUGUAUCUACAUGCAGCUUGAAACCAAUGCGCGCUUGGCUCAGAGUGCUUUAAAUGACUCGCAGUUAUGGUUGUAUAACCCCUAAUGAGACCCCAUUACAGAACAGCAACAAUAAUACAUUUGGGCUGACUUGAUUCAUAUGUCCUUAUUUACGUUCAGCAAUUUAACCAAUCAGGACGUAUUAGUAUAAGUCAUUAAUCAAACCGAGAAUUAAAAAGAAGGACUCCACAGUUGAUUUAUUGAGUUUUAGUUUUUCUUUGUGGAGCCACUUAGAAUAAAUGGUGGAUUUAAGGACUGUGAUUAUUUGCAAUUUUGUCCUACAUCCCAGAAUACGAUGAAAUGCAGAAUAAUUUUGUCGUAGCCAUGAAAGCCGUGUGUUUCUAUGGCCUGAGAGCAGACGUAGGAUCCUGGUUUCUGUAAUGAAGCAGCAUAGUGCACUUAUACAACUAAUCAUAUAAUUUCUUACACAGAUUGGCGAACCAAAGCACUGAAUUAAUAUGGCUUUAUUCUGACAAUGAUGUCAUUAUAUUGUACGUACAAGUCAUAAGAAUACAGGCUUAAAAGACAUGUGGAGGAUCCGUGAUUGCUGAUUUCUUUCCAAGAGUGAAGGAAAGACGUUAUACAAGCAGUCACUGUUGCACGCCCCCUCCUCUUUGGUGCUUAUUCUGCACAGCUCGUUCCAAAAGUUCAUAAAUGCAUGCAUUAUUGUAAUAACAGCUAAUGUAAUCAUCUCUUGCAGGGACAUGGUGGCCUUGACUUGAGAAAAUGCUGUUUUAUAAAGAAUAAACAGAGUUUGAAACAGUUAA